UCUCAUGGAACACGACCACGACCACGACCAACGCCGGAGCUACGGCCACCACCAUAUUGCUCGGAAACUCAACUUUAACGCUCCCCUUUUGACCACCCGCCGUCCCGCCGCCUCCAAUGUUGGUAUCGGUCGCUUGAGUAUCUCCGGCUCCACAACCAGCGACCGAGUUCCUUUCUGUUGGGAGCAAGCUCCUGGCAAGCCCAAGGACUAUGUCGAGAGAUGUCACGACGUCGUUUACGACAGCUCCGCUACUACUCCUCGUCCUACACUUCCGCCUCGAUGGUGGCGACCACCGAUUCAAACAAAAGAAAACACUCGACAUAGUGAGAGUGACGACAAUUUGAGUGAGAGUGAUUAUGUCUUGUCCGAUGUCGUGGAUGUGUUCUCGUUGUCGGAGGCCAUCGACAUAGUCGAGAAGGCCGAGAAGGAUUUGAAGCUAAACGAGCUGAAUUUAUAUAGAGAGAAGGAAGAAGAAGAAGAAGAAGGAAAGAAUGUGAGUUACAAGCGGUCGUCGAAUUUCAUGAUCGAGCGGUUUCUACCGGAUGCAACGGCAUUAGCAGCCUCAUCGGUGUUGAACCGCCACGCUUUCUCGCCGCAGAGGGUGGGAGGGAGGCCAUUUUCACCGCCGAAGGGUUGUGGGCUAGACAUGUUGUUUCCAUGGCGGAUAAAGCACCACCAUCGGUUGUGUGGAGUGAGAAGUCCGGUGAGGGAUAGCAACCGUAGGGUUGGAUCCAAAUCUUCUGUAAAGCAAAGCAAAAGACACAUAUAAUUUAGUUUGAAUUCUUAAUUUGAUCUAUAGUUAAUAUAAAUUUUUAUACUAAACCCUAAUUCUUAUUCAUGUACUCAUUUUUGUUC
This is a messenger RNA of Cucurbita maxima (winter squash), 855 nucleotides long. RefSeq lists its product as uncharacterized. Bases 5 to 769 code for a protein of 254 amino acids. The transcript is spliced from 2 exons. The record is from RefSeq and is a predicted model, not a curated record. NCBI's taxonomy places the organism in Eukaryota, Viridiplantae, Streptophyta, Magnoliopsida, Cucurbitales, Cucurbitaceae.